GAGCAAGGGUUAGCCAGAUGACGACGUGGACAGUCCAUUGAACUUUAUCAGAAUUCGUAACAAGAUUUCCAUAAGUGAACCUGCGGAAGGACUAUUGUUAGAUGCCUAAACACGUUUCAAAUGACCCGUAAACACGUUUACGAACUUUUUGUGUCGGGUGGAUCGUGCCCCCUUUAAUGUGUCGGAAAACUUGUAGGCUGCCCACUUCUUGGCAUUUAUUUCUGUCUGAGGCAUUAAAUGCGAGUAAAUAUUUUCCCCAACUUUCUGCUUUGAAUUUCUCCAUUUUUUGUUCACUCCAAAUGCUGCUCCCUUCUCUGGUUGAAAAGCUCGUGCUUCUUCUUGCUGAAAGAUGCAGCAGAUGAAUGGCGUGGGAAGCAAUAUUAAAGCUUUGGAGAGUGGAAGAAGGAGACUGAGAUGGCCGUUUGAUGCGGUUCUGAGAUUUUUGGGUCUGGUUUUCACUUUGGUUGCUGCUGUUGUUGUUGGCGCUGAUAAUGAGUCGAAGAUUAUCUCUGUUACGCUCAUCAAAAGCUUGCCUCCUAUCCAUUUUUAUGCUUCUGCUAAGUGGCAAUACUUGUCUGCUUUUAAGUACUUUGUGGUGUCGAAUUGUAUAGCAUGUGCGUAUGCAGCUGUGUCGUUGGUGUACUCGGUGGCGACCAAAGGUUACAAAGACAAUCCAAUGAAAUGGAUGUUGCUCAUGACCUUUGACCUGAUCAUGGUAGGGCUAUUGUUCUCUGCCGAUGGUGCUGCUGCAGCCAUUGGAGUCAUCGGUCGAGCUGGGAACUCACAUAUGCAAUGGAUAAAAGUCUGUGGUUUCUUUGAAGGGUACUGUCACCACUUCACAGCUGCACUUGUUAUCUCCAUUGCUGGUUCUGUCAUGUUUCUUUGUUUGGUUGUGCUUUCUGCUUUGAAUCUUUACAAGAAAUGAAAUUAGGAGAUUGACUAUGGGCUCGUUUUUGGUGGUUUGACUGGAUUCGUUUCAACCUAGAGUGAAAUUAUAAACAUACCUAACAUUUCUAUGUUCAUCGUCCGGUUGGUCUGUACUUAGCUUUCUAAACUUUUAAUUUUAUGUUACUAACUCCAAACACAGCACUAAGAAUGUUAUGCACAUUCCAACAA
Cucurbita pepo subsp. pepo (vegetable marrow) is the source of this 1116-nucleotide messenger RNA. Its product is annotated as CASP-like protein 1E1. Lineage: Eukaryota; Viridiplantae; Streptophyta; Magnoliopsida; Cucurbitales; Cucurbitaceae. The record is from RefSeq and is a predicted model, not a curated record.